This is a messenger RNA of Mercenaria mercenaria, 1792 nucleotides long. RefSeq lists its product as uncharacterized. The transcript has 4 exons. The coding region runs from base 76 to 432 and encodes 118 amino acids. The record is from RefSeq and is a predicted model, not a curated record. Lineage: Eukaryota; Metazoa; Mollusca; Bivalvia; Venerida; Veneridae.
ACAGGAACUUCCGUAGAAACUGCAACUACAGAUUAUUCAGCAAUAGAGAAUUCAACAUUGCUUUUAACAAGAGUCAUGACCGAAUCAGGAGACAAAAACAUAUAUGCAUACUUAACCAUCUGUCUUAGCAUAGCGGUCUUCAUAUGUGCCGUUAUCAUAGUAGUCUUAAUCCUGAGGGUUAAAAGAAUGCAAGCCGAAAAUGAAAGGCAAAACAGUUCAGAGGACAAUUAUAACAGACGAAGAUUGCAAACGUCGACUUUAGAUAAGAGACUCGAAGAAGAGACGUAUGAAAAUCCAGGUAUGUCAACUGAAGAUGUAACAGACAACCAAGAACACUACGAAGUUCUGGAACUUAGAGAGGGUGAUGAAAAGACAAGCAGAGCAGGUGAAAAUGGAAAGGAAUUUUAUGUGAAUACUGAUAUCAGAAAUUAAUUGAUGCUGCUACUGUACAAAGUCAUAUACAUAUGGAAGAAUGACUAGCAACAAAGAGGUUUGCUUUCUUCACUAGAAACCUCACUGGGCACGUGUCUCCAGAAGUAUGACUUUGUGAAAAGUAUUCAUUAAAUGAAGGACACAAUAACUGAAUGUAAAAUUUGAUAUUGUUUUGUAUUUUAAAACUGACUGCGUCACUUAGCAACUAAAGAAAUGCACGCAGUUUUAGAUAAUAAAAUACCUAAAUGUUAAUGCAAGACUGACAGAGAAAUAUGUUAAUCAGCAUGUCAUAUCAGAGUUUAAUAAUACAAUUUUCAUCAUUUUGCUCAGCUAGAUGUUAAAAUAUCGCGACUUUGGAUCUCGUGUAUGUGUUAAAGGACACUAAUGCAGUUAUAUUUUACUUGUAUUAGAACUGAUUUAUAAUUAUUACUUUUUUACCUUCCUUUCUCACUUAGUUGGACGCCAUAUAUUACUUAUCAGUUAUUACUGGCAUUCGCUGUCAUGUAUCUGUAUCGUUUUAUUGUACAUUUGUUCGCACGUUAUACAGUAACAGGGGAGCGGUGGUCUAGUGGUUAAGGUGUCGGCCGCUCAAUCCAGGGGUCAUGGGUUCGACAAUGACUUCUCAUAUGACACCAGUACUGGUUUUUCCAGGAAGCGGACUCGAGAGUGGUUCCAAUAAGCUUGAAGCUUUCAUCACAAAUGAGCUAAAACAAAACAAAUUUUUAGAUUGAAAAUUUAAGACAAAUGAAAUGCAUGAUUUUGAGAAUUGUCAAAUGUGUAUAUACAAUAAAAUCUGUAAAAAAAUCAUUUGGAAACAUAGAACGCAACAAGUCAUCAUCAUAUCAGACAUGGUUUGUUCGAGUCUGUCCAUAGGAGGUAAUGAAAUGUGCAAAACCUCUCGCGUCUGACUUUGCUGACUUCGACAUCACAUUCAAAGCCAUGAGCUGAUUGUUUCAAUCCGAUUUGAAAUUUGAAAUUGACCAAUGACAAAGUCCCAUUACGAGAUUGAUCCCAUUUUUCAUAACCUUAGACUAAAAUUCCUACCCGCUUUAAGAUAUUAAUCUUUUUGCGAUUCAGCCGCGAGACAUUAAAGAGCCACCGUAGGAGCCUGCUAUCUUUUGAUAACUUCUUUUCAGAUUGACGCGGUAAAAUUUUGUACAUUCAAGCGAAUUUAAGUCACUGUCAAAAAUAAUAAGUUUAUAAAAUUUAUGGUAAUGUCUGCGAAAAAUGCCUUCGCCUGCUAUGCAAAUAACACACACCGUUGCGUAUAUUAUUAAUCCACUGCAUACUAAAGAAAAUAUGAUAAUAUUUUAUUUAUUUCCUGUCGUAAAACAGGUUCAUCAUCAUCGUUAACUUUGCA